UUGCCCUCAGCAAAGAUGGCGGCGGCCCCGCGGCCCCCGCCAUCUUUGGUGAGGGCGGAAGUGACGCACGGCGUCGCCCCCGCCCCGGAAGUGCUCGCUCCUUCAAAGAGUGGCGGGCUCGGGGCCGGGGCGGACGGAGCCAUGGGGCCAUCAGGAGAGGAGGAAGUCCAGAGCAUAAUCCUGAUCAGUGAUGAUGAAGCCGAGGACACCCUUGGGAAUUCUGUCCUGUUUGUAGACCCCCAGGAGAAAUCUCCCCUGGGAGAGGAGAAACCUGUGGUUGUGGAUGAGGAAUGUGAAUUAAUGGUCACCUUCUGUAAACAAGCCAAUGUGAUGCCUCAUGCAAGAUACGACUGCACCAUACACCCCUUCGAGAGAACAGAGUGUGACACUUGCUCACCCCUGGGUGAAAAUGCUGAGAUUUGUGACCAGUGCUACUGCUACAUCUGUGACAAACUGGCUUCUGAGUGCCAGAACUGGACAACCCCCUCCCUGUGCCACUGCAACGCCCACAACAAGAGCAGGUUCUGGAAGGAGCAGCGGGACUUUGCCCUGGCCGGGGUCCUGGUCAUGUUCAACCUGGAGCUCACGGACAUCGACGCCGAGCUGCGCCACGGGGGAAGUCUUCUAAUCAAAUUUAUGCAGGAACUUUAUGUGGAAUAUAAUAAGUAUCUGAGUGGAGAAAGGAUGCCUCCCACAAAACAUGAAUGCUUUUGCUUGCCAAAAUUGCCUCCUGGGCAGUGCAAUGCCUGCAGGUCACGGAACAUGGAGGUUGUGUACAAGUAUUCUGACGUUUUUGCCCUGGUAACAAGAUUUUUAAAUCAGGCAGAGCAAGAAAGUCCUAAAGCUGCUGCUGUGAUGCUCCUGGGAGCAGCUAAAGAGAUUGCAGCGCACAAAGACCCUGCCCUAAGCUGGCAGAACCUUGGCCACACUGCUUCACUAAAGAUUGCUGUCCCAUGUCUGUUCCAAAGGAUCACAACCCAACUUCAGAGGAUGCUGGUGUUGUGUGACUUUCCAAAAACUCUGUAUGAAAAGUUCAUUAAUUUUUUUCAGUCCAUCUCCCUUCCCUGUCACUGCUUUGGCUUCUCAAACAGCCUGAACGUGGUGCCCUGGGAUCACGUGUUGCUGACCACGGUCCUGAAAGGCCAGAACAUCACCGGGCAGAGGACCCAGAAAGGCAGGAAAAUAUUCCUCUGGGAAACACUCCCUGUCAUCGAGGCUCGAGUGGAGAAACUGGUAGACAAAAAGAACUAUAGAGAAGUUGUUCGUUACCUGAGAGCUGUGAAAUGCAAUGACACCAAAGGGUAA
Molecule: messenger RNA, 1305 nt
Organism: Neopelma chrysocephalum (saffron-crested tyrant-manakin)
Lineage: Eukaryota; Metazoa; Chordata; Aves; Passeriformes; Pipridae
Exons: 11
Coding region: 16-1305 (429 amino acids)
Source: RefSeq, a predicted model, not a curated record